Messenger RNA from Globicephala melas (long-finned pilot whale), 7461 nucleotides. It is a transcript of the gene LIN7A, whose product is annotated as lin-7 homolog A, crumbs cell polarity complex component. Gene Ontology annotation, biological process: protein localization to basolateral plasma membrane; neurotransmitter secretion; maintenance of epithelial cell apical/basal polarity. Lineage: Eukaryota; Metazoa; Chordata; Mammalia; Artiodactyla; Delphinidae. Gene Ontology annotation, cellular component: basolateral plasma membrane; MPP7-DLG1-LIN7 complex; cell-cell junction. Gene Ontology annotation, molecular function: L27 domain binding. The record is from RefSeq and is a predicted model, not a curated record.
UCGCAGCCGCCCGAGGACAGCGCCCGGCAGCCCCGGCCCCCGAGAGCGCCCCGUUGGCCGGGGGCCACGUACGCCCUGCGGGCCGGGCCGGCUCCCCGGGCGGGAGAGGACGCGGGCAGGGACCCCCCGAGUCCCCCGGCGCCGGUGACUUUGCGACACUGCAGCCAAGAUGGCUUCAUCGCUGCCGUUGGCGCCCCCCUGCAGGCUGCGCUGCCCGCGGUCCCGAGCCCACUCCUCGGGCGACCCCUGGGGCGCUCGCGACUUCCUGGAGCCCGAGGGGAGCAGGCAGGAGGCGGGGGCAAAUUCCGAGGUGUGCCCAGAGCCCGGGAGUUUGGAAGUCACACUGGAGUCGCCGGGAAAAACCGACCUGGAGCGGCGGGGGAAGCCACAGGCUGCAGCGGGGGCGGGGAGGGGGGCGCACAGCGUCCCCGCGCCGGGCGAGAGCGGCGCCGCGCGAAACCCGACGCCUCUGCGCGUCUCCAGCUCCGCGACUUCGCCUGGAAAACCGCCCUCAGGCUGCAGAGCGGCCUCCCUUCUCCGACGCACAGGUACCCCUAAGAAACCUCACUGAAAAAGAAAGUACGGUGGUGGUGGCGGUGGUGGUGAUGGUAAACACCCAGAAGAACAAAGAGAACAGGAGAGGACAAGAAAACAAGUGAGAGAAUGGAAAGAAAAUGAAUUCAUGUAAUUACAAUAAAGGCAAGGAGAAAAAGGCGGAUGAAAGAAUUGUUUUAAAACAAAUAACAUUCCAGUGGAUGGGAAGAACUCUACAACUUCAGUUCAUUCUAGCAACCAAAUAUAAGACAAACUUCGGUACAAUGUGGGAGGAGACUAUACAAGGGUGUGAAUAGGAAGAGUCUGGAUGAUUGGGGACCAUCUUGGAGGCUGGCUGCCAAAAGUGAGAAAACUGAGAUUCAGAGAAGGAAGGUAACUUCCCCAAGGAUCCACAGCUGACAGGCAUAAAUCAACAAGUAUGCUGCAUAAGAAAACGUUCACCUGGGGAGUGAGAUACCAGUGUUGACUUCUAAUUUGUGGUGGUGGCACUCCUUGAGGUCUUCUCUCUUGGAUUUGACGCACGUACACUCUGACCAUUUUGUUUGAGUGGAAAGUUGAAAGAAAGCAACACACUAGCUACACGCAUCCAGCGAUCCUUGGGGUGGAAGAGCAAAGUUCUAGGGCAGAGCCUUCCUUGUCAGAGCCGGCGAUGCUUUCGCUCUCCGGUACCUGCUCAGCUUCACGCCGCAUCUGAAGGUCUGCCCCUCGCGGAACAGUUGUGUCUCCAUCUGGCUGCCAACCCACCCAAGCCUUCUCUCCUCCACAACCACCACCUUCCCUCCUUCCCCCCUCCUUUCCGUCUUCCCUCUCCACCCCGCCCCCAAUCUCCUCCUCUUUUUCUCACUACAAGCGGUUGCUGAUGCUGAAGCUGAGCGUCACUUCGGCUCCCACGGCAGACAUGGCGACAUUGACAGUGGUCCAGCCUCUCACUCUGGACAGAGAUGUUGCCAGAGCCAUUGAAUUACUGGAAAAACUGCAGGAAUCUGGAGAAGUACCAGUGCACAAGCUACAGUCCCUCAAAAAAGUGCUCCAGAGUGAGUUUUGUACUGCUAUUCGAGAGGUGUAUCAAUAUAUGCAUGAAACGAUAACUGUUAAUGGCUGUCCUGAAUUCCGUGCCAGGGCCACAGCAAAGGCAACAGUUGCAGCUUUUGCAGCUAGUGAAGGCCAUUCCCACCCUCGGGUAGUCGAGCUGCCAAAAACGGAUGAAGGCCUUGGUUUUAAUGUGAUGGGAGGAAAGGAGCAAAAUUCCCCCAUUUAUAUCUCUCGCAUCAUUCCUGGAGGGGUGGCCGAAAGACACGGAGGCCUCAAGCGAGGAGACCAGCUACUAUCAGUGAAUGGAGUGAGUGUGGAAGGAGAACACCAUGAGAAAGCUGUGGAACUACUCAAGGCUGCUAAGGACAGCGUCAAGCUGGUGGUCCGAUACACCCCGAAAGUCUUGGAAGAAAUGGAGGCUCGCUUUGAAAAGCUACGGACAGCCCGGCGUCGGCAGCAGCAACAAUUGCUAAUUCAACAACAGCAACAGCAGCGGCAGCAACAAACACAGCAAAACCACAUGUCAUAGGUCCUUGAAGCUACUUGAUCAAACACCCAAUAGUCACAAGUUUGAAACCGUGCUUCAGAAUCCCAGCACAUAGUAAAGGAAAAGACAACACUGAUAAUUAUACCUGUCAAGAAACUGUGAACACGUGGUGUAUAAAUUCUUUACAGAGGCAACUCGACACCUUCUUUCUCUGGGGCUAAACCCCCGCUGCUCACGUGCUCUUUACACACACAGACCUUCCAUUCACUGCAGUGGGAAUUCUCAGUGUGUAAAGGGAGAGGUUUUCCAGUCUGCAGACUGAAACAGAAUAAGAAGAAUAAAGUCCAUGACUUUCAGAUAAAUCACCAGGGCCAGGGUUAAGUGAAUCUUGGGUCUAUAGCUUGUCCAGAGAAUAACAAAUCCCUCAUUAGGCUAUAGUUCAAACUGCAUCAGUUCAAGGUUGUCGCCACUUAAAAGAAACCUACACAUUGCCCCUCACCCAGACCUGUUCCACGUCUGUAUUGCUGAGUUGUCUGAAUUAGAAUUCCAGUUAAUUGCAAAUUCAACCUCUGUUCCUCUCUUGAAAAUGGCAAGUUAUUAUACUAUAUUUAUACUCAAUUCAGGUUCUAGAAGCAUUUGGCUUUUUAUUUUCUGUUUCCAUGAAUUCUAUUAUGCAUUAAUAGAGUGGGCAAUUUCAACUCAACUUUUAGUUAGUUAAAAGCAAGGAUAGAGAACUCUAGUACUGUUUUUUGUUUUUUUUUUAAUUUAAGUCUUGCUUGUAUCUAUUCUUAUUAAUUCUAACAGAAUAUAAUGUCUUUUAUUCCACAAAAUAUAUAUUAUUAGAGUGUAUUUGUUACAAACUUAGGUCUUUUCUUACCAAGUGUUAUGAAUCUGGUAAGAGAAUACUAGCAAAGGACCCGGCUUCAUGAACUGAUCGUGUGAUAUUUAUAUAUAACCCUGCUCUCAAUAUUUUUUGUUAAUUUUAUAUUUUUGAUUGAUAAACUGGAGAAAUUUAAACUCUUUUUACCUACACGGAUGUGCUGUCAUAGAAGUCUGUUUGAUAUUUCAAAGCUUAGGGCUUUACAAAACUAAAUUAUGGAUGUGCAUAUAUAUAUAUACACAAAUAUAUGUCAUACAAAAUCUAGAUCAUUUUUCCCAAGUAUAAACUGGAUAUGUUUGGCAAUAUAAGAUCAAAAGUAUUAUUCCUCUUAAAAUUAGGCAUAUGGAAACCAGAGAUAUUAAUAUUGUGAAUGAAAAGAUAUUGCUGCUUCUAGGGUAAAAAUAUACCUACUUCAUUACACAUAUUCAUGUACGUAAAUAGAUAUCUUUCAGAAAGUAUCAUUUACUAUAAAAUGAUCUGUUAAAAUCAUCUAUACUGAUCAUAACUUUUAACUUAUAUGGUGAAUCUAGGCACAUAAGUCUGAUUUUACUUUAUGGAAUUAGCAGGAAGCAAUAAUUAUUUGGGCACUUAAAUACCUUAGCCACACAAAUGUACCUGAAGAAAGAAUAAAUGUCCAGUUGAAACACUCUAGAGAGAUCAUUAAAACUUGAGGCAAAUAUUUGAAUAUUCCGUUUUCUCAAAUGAAGAAACUGAUUCCCCAAGAGACAAUAAAUUUCACAUUUCAGAUAGUCCCUCAAAUUAGAAAUUUAUGAAGCUCAGUUUAGGAACUGUUUUCUUGAAAAUAAAACCAAUUGGAACUACCCCACAUGUUUCAUUUUGCCCUGUCGGGUGGUGUUAUUGUCAAUACCAAGUUCUGCCUACUCUUCAUAGCCCAUCACUCAACAGAGGACAAACAGUAAGGAAACCAGGAGGUGCACCUAUUUCAGCAAUGUCCUGCCGUGGUAACAGAUUCCCAUUCUUGAACACGUAUCAUUUUUUACUAGAGAGAACUGGGGUGGGGGUGGAGCAAGGGUGAGGACCCUGAAUGUUAUGUAAAAUAGGGUUACAAAAGAGGUAAGCAUGACUAAGGGAAUGAAUGAAGAAUACAGGAGCAUUAUUCAGUUUGAAAGAGGUAGUUCCCAUUUUUAUAAGAAAAAUUUAAUAAAACAUAUAUUUUAGUUAUCAUUUAACAGAAAAAUAUUCAAGCUAUUCAGGCUAUACCACAGACUGUCAUAAAGGGAAAUCAUUGCACCCUUGUGAUGAGGAAAUGGUCAUUUCAACACAUCUCAGUACACUGUAUAAAUUUGGAGCUUAAGGUAUGUUUUCGUUUAGCCGUAAGUGGUUGGUUACUAUUAAGUUAUCAUAUGUUUUCAUGUCAAUAUAAAUAUUGUCAUGGUGUUACAGAAGCAACUGUCAAAUGGGCAGACAGCUUACAUUUGUGUUUUCUGGAAACCUUUGUAUUUUAUGCUUCAUUUGCAUAAUGUUUUGUGCUAAUAAAUGUAUGCCAAGUCGUUUGUCCAAGUGAAGGGGCAAUCCAUCACACCUAAGGCAUCUAAGGACAGAUUACAUGUCACACUAGUCCUGUUUACAAAUGACCAGUCAGAUGACCAGUUUUCUUCAGUAAAAUCUAGUUGUUGAAAUGUAAGCCUUCCCCUAAAGUCUUCGUCAAAAGUAGCUACUUUCGUCAAAAGUAGCCAGUAGACUUAGAGAGGCUGCUUGUGGUUGUCUAAAGGUUCACUGAAGCCAGAGGGAAAAGGAAGAAAGUUACCACAACUUGUAUUAAUGCCUUUUAUUAUUACUGAUCAUAUUAGAGCCACUGACAAGUCCAAAAUCAUAUUAAAAUAAAGACAUAUCAUGUUGCUCUUACAUGAAGCUUUAUAGUAAACAAAUGAGAUAUUAAAAGUUGGGGAAAAAUCUGUUGUGACUAUUCAUCAGUGAUCCUGCUGAAUUUUAAUUCUUUCCCUUGACCUAAUUGGUGGCCAGAUUUUUCUAAACUCGAUCCUGCUGGAUUUUAUUUCUUUCCCUUGACCUAAUUGGUGGCCAGAUUCUUCUAAACUCUUUCCUGCUGUGAUUUUGAAGGCAAAAUACACAGCAUAGUUCAGUAAAAGAAUCCUUAAACCUUUUCACUGAAGCAUUUACAUUUUGAUUCUGUUGCCAUUUGAAAUAGAACCUCCACAGGGAGAUAAUGAGCUUAAAUUACAAUUGAUUUUGGAAAGAAUAACAGAUUUUGUGCUUCCUCAAUCAUGUAAUCAAUAGGGAAUUCUCUAGUUAUGUGAACUACAACUAUCUUUUAAGACAAUGCUAAGAUCUUAAUACAAAAUCUGUCAUUCAGGAGCUUUUUAAGAAUUCAAGGCUGUCUCUGAAGAACUUGGCUGGAGAUGGAUUAUACCAAUUUACAAAUGCAGUUUUCAACCAUGACAAAUCAAACUGAUCUGAUCUCAGUUCAUUUUACUCAACUGUGCCCAUAGGACCCUGAGACGUUGGAAUACUUUGUCUACAUUAUUUUUAACAUCUAUAGAUAUUUGUGGAUGUGUGAAUAAUGCUUGAAUUUCUCAUCUUUUGGCUAGUUUGUGUUUAUCACACAGACACAGCCUGUUAGUAAGACCAGCUUUAACAGCAUCAUGAAGUAGAAAUCAAUGCUCUGAAGAUUCAGGGAGGCCAACCUAAGACAAAAUCUCCUGAAACAUGGGGUAGUCCUACCCAUCUCAUCCCUCUCUAGAUCAUAAAAUCCCUGAGAAAGGGCUAUAACCGCCUUGUGGACUGCUGAUCCCUAGCAUCUGGGAUACUGCCAGCACAGUAGAGGCGCUCAAUUAAUAUUUGUUGAAUGAAUGGACAACUAAAUAAAUGAAUGAAAUUAGACAAAAAAAUAAAUUUUGCCUUCUGAUAAUUUGAAAAAUUUCACCAAUUUAUAUUAUCCUGAUUGGCAUUAUAAUUUCUGAAUUACAUAAUUAGAAUCAGAAUUGAUUCUUUAUAAAUACUUUUUAGAUAUAUGAAUUUGGAAUCAAUUACUUCAAAGGCUUCAAGGGUUUGAGAACACUUAGAUAGGAAUGUUUGGGGAUUCAGAGUUUUUACAAUGAAUAGAACUCAACCUUUCUAGCUAUUUAUGAAAGGUCCCUGAGUUAUAUGACAACGAUGAUCCAAACAUGGAACUCCAUUUAUAAAUUUUGUAAAAUAUUUUCAUUUUUAAAAAAGAAGAAAAUUCAUAUCAUCAAGCAUAUUAUUAAUAUGUCCUUCAAUAUAUAUUAACCACUUUUCUCUAAGGCUUUCAUUGUAAUUGGAGACACCAUCUCUAAAUCUUUUCCUGCUUUCAAAAGAUCACUUCUCCUUUCUUAUUUGACUCUUAGAAUGUACCUGAGCUAAAGAUUAAUCACAUAGCAAUUAAGACUUUUCCAUGUGUUUAUUCAUCUAACAAAUAUUUAUUGUAUACCUAGCAUAUGCUACGUUUUGGAAAUACAAUGGCAAACAAGACAGAUGCGGCACCCCCAUGGAGUUUGCUGUGAGGGGCUCCUCAACACUUGCUCUAGCAAUAACUAGGGUUACUGUCUAAUGGAUCCUUCUUCACAGCUAAUAGAAGAAAUGAAGUCCCUUACCCCAUGGAGAUCAUGAAAGACUCUGCACAUAUUUAUGUGAACUUGCUUUUCUAAACACACCACUCAAAAAUGCUGCUCAGUGUACCCAAACAUCAUAGUUAUACCCCAGUGAGGUAGGUAAUAAUUUAUGCAUAACUAACACUUAUUUAGUUCUUACUACUAUGCUCAGUACAUUCAUAGACUAUAUCAUUGAAUCCCUUCAGCAACUCUAUUUAGUAGGUUCCAUUUUAUAGACAAGAAAACUGAAGCACAGAUAUGUGACCUGUCCAAGGUCACACAGUUAGCAGAUGGAACUGGGAUUUGAACCCACACAGUAUAACACAAAAGUUCAUGUGUCUAAGCAUUAUCUGUGGCUUGGGGGACACCAUUACAUUAAAAUAAAUGUCAGUAACAUAAAUGGGUCACUGUAUAUAAAAGUUCUUUGAAAUUGUAAAGUAGUAUAUGAAAAGAUAUUAGUAAAGUAUUAUGAUCAACAAACCACAUCAGUGGCAGAAACAGAGUGAGAACUCAAUCUUAAGUUGCAGCUUACUCUCAUGAAGAACACUUCAAGCCAGGGAAAUGGAUAAAAGUACAGAUCCAGAAAAUUUCUGACAUGUGAUAACUAUUGCAAUGACUUUUGAGAAUUACUUAUUGUUAGCCACUGUGUCUAUUUGGUGCUACAAAAAAAAAAAAAAAACUGAAAGAACAAAAUCCCUUGCUGUAAGGGCUUAUAAUAAAUACACAAUGGGGAGAUGAAUCGAGGAUAUUCCACAUUUAUGGGGAAAGAUUGGGCCAUAGUACUAUUUUCUCACCAUUGCAUGUGAUCUUGUCUUUCUAAUUGUUUUCAUUAUUUUUCUGAAAGAGCUGCAAAAUUGUGCAGUGGUUCAACCUGACCAAAGUGGUAAUAUGCUGCUGGGAAGUAAAAGUAUUAGAUACCA